Messenger RNA from Cladocopium goreaui, 5649 nucleotides. The record is from the annotation of a GenBank genome assembly. NCBI's taxonomy places the organism in Eukaryota, Dinophyceae, Suessiales, Symbiodiniaceae.
AUGCCGCAAUGCCCGCCAGUUGGAGUCAUUGUGAUUCUCACGACCAAAGGGACCGGCUGUCGCUGUUACCGCCGUUACCGUUGCCAUCCCACGAGGGAACGCUACCGCUUGAUCGCCGUCGAGCCGUUGAUGGAUGGCAAACCCUGCAAUGGCACGCUCAAAGAGAUCCGUCCCUGCACCAUCGCGGUGGACUGUGUCAUUAGCCCUUGGACACCUUGGGAUCAGUGCGACAAGUCCUGCGAUGGCGGUCAGAAACAACGGCAGCGCCAGGUUGAGCUGAAUCCCAAGCAUGGUGGCAAGCCAUGUCCUCUUGGACUGAUUGAGACGACUGGAUGCAACAGAGAGCCGUGUGAUGACAAGGAGGUGAAUUGCAAGGUGAGCAUUUGGAGCGUGUGGUCGAGAUGUAGCGCUUCUUGUGGUCCUGGAGUCAAGGAGAGAAGUCGCACGGUGACCAACAGGUUGAGUCACUGCGGGGCAGGCUGCGUGGGAAAUCUGACACAGGUGGAACCCUGCUACUUGGAACACUGUGGAGGAUGCGAUCCCUGUGCUUGGGGCGACUGGCGCGAAUGGAGCGAGUGCGAUGUACACUGUGGUGGUGGUCAACGGGUGCGUCUACGGAACAUCACCACGUGGCCGUCACCUGGAUGUCCUCCAUGUGAGGCGAUGAACAAGGAAGAGUUGGGCAGCUGCAAUGUGGAUCCGUGCCCUGAGAGUGAGUUAUGUGUGGACGGAGCAUGGGCGUCCUGGAAUGACUGGGAGGCGUGCUCCACCUCUUGCGAGGGUGGCAUGCGAUGGCGCGUGCGGCACGUGUUGAGACCGGCCACGUCCUGUGGCCAAGAGCCCAGCGGAGACUCUCGAGAAGAAGAAGAGUGCAACAAGGGCGUGCCCUGCAAAGCAAGCCAGGACUGCGAACUCAGCGCCUGGAGCGUCUGGUCCGAUUGCAGUGCUUCCUGUCAUGGUAUCAAGAAGCGAGAACGUUCUGUGUUGCAGCAUGGAUAUGGUGUGGGCAAGUACUGCGAAGGCAUCCUGGAAGAAGCGUUUCCCUGUGCGCUGGGAAUCUCCAGAAGUUUGGAAGAUUGGUCCAGCACGCACUUGUACCUGAACCUGGGGACCGUCUAUGCCAACAAUCUGGGCGGCCAGGGGCCGGACUUUCAGGCUGAGCAGUCCUUGCGCUUCAAGAAUGCGGCAGCGGACAACGCCCAGUCGGUGGAUCUGCGGAUCACCGUGGCCGAGGAGAGCGACUACCGGCCCGAGAAGGGAGCAGAGAACAAUGGAUUGGCCGGACAGUUUGGAAACAUCUUCGUGGGGCGCGAUUCCGAAGUGGUGGUCGACUUUGAAUUGGUCGACUCGGAAACCAAUGACCCUAUGGCACCAGAAGACUUGGUCCUGAAAUUCUUCGACAGUGACAGCGGAGUGGAAGGAAGUGACAUUUCCACUUACUCAAUCACUGCGGUGGACGAGUGCGAGGAAUUCUACAAUACACCAGAUAGUGUGUUCAAGGUGAAGGGAAGCUGUGCCGAGCCUGGCCUUACAGAGUUCGAGAAACCUUUCAUCUCAGAUCCCUGGUGCGACACCGGGGGCUAUGAAGUCAUGGAUCUGGGACGUGUCAUCAAUAGCAACUUGAUGGGCAAGGGCCCAGAUCAUCAAGGAAAGCCGGAGUUGCGUUUUGAAAACGUCCUCUCCUUAGAGGGUUCACCCGUGGAUUUGGUGAUCGAGGUGGUCACUGGUGACUACGAACCAGGAGAUCCCCAGGCGAAUGGUAAGUUUGGCGGACGCACCCGGUACAACAAAGGCGCUGCGAUGGGUGCGAUCAGCCUUGCCACCGGGACAAUGACCAAGUUCAAGGCCAGCUUUAAGCGCUCCGAUGGCUUUGCUGUCUACGUGCCCAAGCUGAACUUUACAUUUUGGGACAUUGACAUGCCACAUGACAACUUGAGAGAGCGUGUGGUGGUGGUUGGUUACAAGAAAUUCUACACGCUGGACCAAAACGGUCAAGAAACCCAAGGCAACUCGGUGGCCUAUAUGCAGAAGCCGGGCGGCGGAGAGUUCUCGGCCGGUCGGCUUCAAGUGCCCGAACCCAUGGAUCCAGAGAGUCCCACCAGAGACCAACGAGACGCGGCUGUGACCUUCUUCUUUGAGAAUGUGGCAGAGUUUUUCUUCGAAUUGGAGGUCACUUGGAUUGGCCAAAGUACAGACGAAACUGAUGCUGAAAAAUCUCAGCUCUUCUUCUUCUCUGCUACCGCCCGGAAACUCGUCGCUGCCAUCGGCGUGACGAUUCAUGGCUAUGCCAAUGCCAUUCGCGAGUGUGGACAGCAACUGAGAUGGGAAAAGGCCAUCACACUUCUGACCAAACUCGAAAAGAGAAAUUUGCAACCAGAUUCUCUGCCCUAUGCCUCUGCGGUGGGUGCAUGUGCCUUUGCCGCUCAAUGGCGAAGCGCGCUGGAACUCCUGGAAGAGAUGACGGAGCGACGCUUGCCGGCGAUUGCGGCGUAUAACGCGGCCAUCAUGGCAUGUCAGCGAGCCUCCAUGUUCGAUCAAGCCUUGCAGUUGUUUGAGGACAUUGGAGAGGUUGGAUUGGAUCCAGAUCGACGCUCCUAUGAGGCGAUAGUUGAGGCUUGCGUCGAGGCGAAGGAAUGGGAAUGGGCCUUGAGUUUCCUCAGUGACUUCAAAGCAAAGGACGGAAUGGAAGCAGUCUUUCCCAUGCACGUGCUGGAUAUUCAGGUGCUGUCCGCCUAUGAAGGCGUUGCCACCUGGCGCGCGGCUCUGCAGUGGAUCUCGGACCAAGCGGAGCCAGCGGACCAAGCGGAGCUGGAGGAGAAGGUCUGUGCAUUUCUUCGCUGUUGCCGGGGAUCUGCCUGGCCCUGGGGUUUGUCUGUGCUUUCAUCGUUGCAGAGUCAAAGAUUGACACCAACCACGUGGAUGUACAAUGAGAUUCUGGAUGCGCGAAUGGCUUCAGAUGAUGCUCCAGUGAGUUCUGAAAUUUCUGAUCGCCGUGGAUCAAGCCAUAGCAUCCCCCCCUCGCCGUCGGGCAGUGGCGUCGCGGGGCAAAUGGCCGCCUGGCGCGUCCUGUUGGAUGAAGCGAGGGUCGAGAUGUGGACGACCGGGACGACACGUCGGGUGCACCCAGGUGACCUGGCAAAGUUCUUUUUGUCACCCAGCAUGACCUCAAAGAUCGCCAAAUUCGCGAAGCGUUCGUGGCAACUGGGAUUUGCCCUGGUCAGACAUGCGGAGCAGAUGAUGUUGCAGAGCAACGUGGUGGUCUUCACCAGUCUGGUCGCCUCACUGCCUUUUGGUCUCUGGCAGCGAGGCAUCAACGUUUGGAGCCGCGCCGGAGCCCAGCAGUUGAGAGCUGAUGAGGUUCUGUUCAAUUCGCUGAUCUACAACUGUGGCCGUGUGUCGGCAUGGCCAAGCUCAAUAAGCUUGGCUUCAACCAUGGACACAAUGACCGACAUAAUGCCAGAUGUCUUCACACACAACUCAGUCCUCAACUCUUUUGAGCUGCAAGGCAAAUGGCCAGAAGCUUCUGAGUUUCUCAGUGAACUCCAAGGAAAAAAAAUGGAGACUGAUGUGGUGUCCUACAACACGACUCUCAGUGCCUGUGGCAGAGGCUUCUGGCAACAAGCCUUGAUGCUGCUGCAACGGCUGAAAGCGAGUUCCUUUCAAGGCAACCGGGUGACCUACACAGCUGCCAUGAGCGCAUGUGAAAAGAAUGGCAGGUGGCAGGAGGCUCUGGCAUUGUUGAGCGAGUUGGAAGGUCUCAAUGAAGAAAGCGAUGUAAUUCUCUACAGCACCGCGAUCAGUGCCUGUGAAAAGGCAUAUCACUGGCAGGCAGCUGUGAGUUUGCUCUUUGGCUUAAAAAGCAAAAGUCUGCAAACAGAUCUAAUUGCUUAUAGUGCAGCUAUCAGUGCCUGUGAGAAAUGCAAAGAGUGGCAGUACGCCUUGCUCUUGUUCCAGGAUCUACAAGAGCAACGAAUGAAUUUGGAUGUGAUCAUCUUCAAUGCCGUCAUCAGCGCCUGCGAGAACGGCAAGAAGUGGCAGGAAGCGCUUCGCUUCCUGUUGGACGCCGAAGAACAGCUGAAAACCACGAGAACGUCCCACAAUGUGGCAAUCAGCGCCUGCGAAAAAGGAGGGGCUUGGGAAUGGGCACUUUGUUUGGCCGAGAAAAUGCAAAUCUUGCAGCUGAAGCUGGAUGUUUGCACAUACAGUGCGCUAAUCACCGCUUGUGACAAAAUGGGCGAGUCAGAGCAAGCAAACCUGCUGGUGGAGCAUCUUAUGGCGUCGCGAUUGAAGUGUGACAUCGUGACCUGUGACGUCUCUCUGAGAGCCCUGAAGAAUGGGCCGAGUCCGUCGGCGGCCAACCGAGCCCGACGAGCGUUGGCUCUGCUGUCGGAUGUGCGGCAGAGCCUGUCGGAGCUCGCCUGCUCUGGCACUCUGCCCGAUGGAUUUGUGGGCUAUGAGUCCAGACGUUUGCAAGUCUUCAACGUUCCAUGGCUCCCGCAGGCCCCAGUCAACAAUGUGGUGCACGAGGCCCAACAGGUCGUCGGGAGCAAUGUGAUGCACCAGGUGCAGAAGCAGAUUCACCACGCCAUCAAAGACACCGGCGUUGCUGCGGCACCGGCACCGGAACCGGCAGCGUCGCUGGAGGAGACACGGGCGAAGAGAGCUGAGGCGCUACAGAACCAAGAAGUCGUGGUGUACAAGACCUCUCCUUCGAACAGUAUUUGUCCAGAACUCCCUCGACCCAUCGCAGAUUGGGCUCCGAUGAAUCCGCUGCCUCAAAAGGAGAAGGAAGCCAUCGCCAUUCGUUUUGAACGACAGUCCAGGGUCCGCCUUAGACUGAAGACUGGGAAGGAAGGCUGCGGCCACAACUUCCUUUUUGCAGUAAAGGCAUGUUUGUCUGGACACUGUGACCCAUGCGCGAUUGGCAGCACUUGCGUCUUUAAGAGCUGGGAGGAGUGGGGAAGCUGUACGGAAGCUUGUGAAGGUGGAGUCGAGGAACGGAAACGAGGGGUGAUGGAGGGUUCGGCCAGUUCUCACGGCGCCGGCUGCGAUGGCGCUCUGGUGGCAGUUAGAUCUUGCAAUACGCAAUCCUGCAACCAGAACUGCCAGCCGGUGAACUGCAAGUGGGCCAAGUGGGGCCAAUGGAGCGCCUGUAGCAAAUGCGCUGGUCAGAAGACCCGCUCGCGCAGAGUGGCCAGGACCCCCGAGUGUGGCGGUCGGCGCUGCGAGGCCGGCAACGCUGAAGAAGUGGCCAAGUGCCCCAGAAAUUGUCUGGGAGAGCCCAUAUGUGAGUGGUCGGACUGGUCUGCAUUCAGCCCUUGUUCAGUGAGCUGCGGAUGUGGGCGCAAAAAGCGCACACGACGUUUGCAGAAAGUGAUCCAUGCCCCGCGGGAACUGACCGCAGCGUAUGAGAAACUUGAAAGACUAGAUGGCCAUGUGCAAAACUUGGAGAAUCAGCGAUGGAAGGUUCGAAUCUUAGCCUUCCUGGCUGGACCUUCGUUGAUGUUCUUGGCCUUUGCUAUGCUGAGGCUUUGGUCCCGACAUCCACAGGCCACCGACGCUCCAUCCUCGCCGGAUCCGGAACGUGCUGGUCUUGUCGAAAUGUCUGCGGACACAAACAGCAGACACUUAAACUUCGAUCCACUGUGA